Messenger RNA from Perca flavescens (yellow perch), 1698 nucleotides. RefSeq names its product eukaryotic translation initiation factor 2-alpha kinase 3. Gene Ontology annotation, cellular component: cytoplasm; nucleus. The record is from RefSeq and is a predicted model, not a curated record. NCBI's taxonomy places the organism in Eukaryota, Metazoa, Chordata, Actinopteri, Perciformes, Percidae. Bases 17 to 1060 code for a protein of 347 amino acids. Gene Ontology annotation, molecular function: ATP binding; eukaryotic translation initiation factor 2alpha kinase activity. Gene Ontology annotation, biological process: eiF2alpha phosphorylation in response to endoplasmic reticulum stress. The transcript is spliced from 10 exons.
UUACAAAUUGAGGACUAUGGGUAACCUUUUCUCAGAUAUCUGCAAGCCUGGAGAGGAGAAAUACAGAUGUGCAUCAAGUCAACCAGAGGAGAAAUUGGAUCAAAAUGAGUCGGACAUCUGUGAAAAGACAAAGAGCUUGAGCGUGAUAACCAAAGACGAAGGUUUUACAGAGGCAAAUUUCAUAGGACUCCUCGACCAGUACUGUGCCAAAACAGACCUCAUCCAUAACUACAUCUUAGAAAACAAGUGCAGUUCAUCUCAUAACCCUCAGUUUUUCUACAAACUAGUGAUCGACAAUAAGGAGUACCCUGUGGGUGAGGGUAAGAGUGCCAUGGAAGCCAAACAAAAUGCAGCUCAGCUGGCCUCGUCUGCUCUUCAAGAACAGACAGACUGGGACAGCAAGGAUGCAGUGGUUCCUAAAGAAGGGAACACAGGAAACCGUCCCAGCGAGAAGACAUCAACCCAAUCAGAAAGUUCGAGGUUUAAAUCAGAUUUUGACUGCGAAGUUGUCCUCGGCAAAGGAGCCUUUGGUCAAGUUCACAAGGCAAAACAUAAACUGACGAAGAAGGAUUAUGCUGUAAAGAUUGUCCGCUUUAAAGAGGUUGAAAAAGCUCUACGAGAGGUGAGAGCAUUAUCAGACCUCAAUCACUGCAACAUUGUUCGUUACUAUACAUGUUGGUUGGAGGAUUCUGGACACCAAUGGGACAAUGCAUGUUGGUUGGAUGAUUCAGGAUACCAAAGGGACAAUGCUGAUGACAGUAGCAGCCCUUCAAACUCCUCCAUGGAUUAUUCAUGCAGGUAUAUUUUUGCUCUGGGGUUGAUAUUCUUCGAGGUCCUUUGGAAAAUUCCCACUGGUCAUGAAAGGGUAGUGGUUUGGCCUGAUAUCAGAAAACAGAGAUUUCCCCAAGGGUUUCGACACAGUUUUCCCGAUGAGUAUUUCAUAAUACGAUCAACGCUGUGUGUGAAGCCAGAAGAACGACCCGAAGCAAGUAAGCUUAAGACAAACUUGGAAAGACUCAAAACUGAAGAAAUCAUGCGUAGAAGCAUGAGCAGUGUCUGAUCCUCAGAAGAAGAAAAAAUCAUGGCUAUCUGUUUUAUAUCCUAACCCAUACCUGUUAAAAAAAAGAUGGAUCUGUUUUUAAUAUCUGAAAAGGAUCUCCAGGGUAUGUUAAAUAUAUAAACAAGCUGAGUUGUAAAGCAAAUUGCUAACUUUGAAAGUCUUGUAGUGGGAACCCAGCUUUAAAUCCAGGAUUUUAAGAUUACACCUGGAAGUGAUUUUAGAGAAAAAGGAUGAGCAAAAAAAAAAAAAACAUUGACAGUGUUUCUAUUUGAAAACAUUGUUGCUGAAAAAAUCAUGAAUGUUUUUGGCAAUGAAAUAAAUGUUAUAUCCCACUGUGAAUGUUUAUCUUGAUCUCAGAAUUGAGUUUGUUUUUAAAAUAAGCCAGACAUUGCUGUCUGAACCAAGUAAAUGUUUACAGAUUUCUUUUUACUGGCAUCAACAAUGGUUUGUCUAGUUUAAUACUUUAUGUAUGGACACUGCCAUUUGCUUUGUUUUUUUUAAAUUAGUUUUUUUAUCUUGCCUUAAUGCAGUGAAAGUAAUACAUUGUAAGACUGUGUGCUUGGCACCUUUGGGUGAUGAAAUAAAAGCAAGCAUGCGGAUUUACAUCUGUUAAAUCCGAACAUGUGCAAGUUUUUCCA